Messenger RNA from Scomber japonicus (chub mackerel), 1055 nucleotides. RefSeq names its product scavenger receptor cysteine-rich type 1 protein M130-like. Gene Ontology annotation, cellular component: membrane. Bases 198 to 1055 code for a protein of 285 amino acids. The transcript is spliced from 6 exons. Lineage: Eukaryota; Metazoa; Chordata; Actinopteri; Scombriformes; Scombridae. The record is from RefSeq and is a predicted model, not a curated record.
CCUGCUCAGACUCUGUCAGGCUGGUGAAUGGGACUAGUCUGUGUUCAGGCAGACUGGAGGUGAAGUCUGAGCAGUCGUGGUCCUCAGUGUGUGAAGCUGACUUUGACCAGCAGGAUGCAGAUGUGGUCUGUAGGGAGUUUGGCUGUGAGGCUCCUUCAGUCCUCCAGGGGGCGCUCUAUGGAGAAGUGGAGACUCCAAUGUGGACCAAAGAGUUCCAGUGUGGAGGCCAUGAGUCUGCUCUCCUGGACUGUAGAAGAUCAGACUCAGCUAGAAGAACCUGCUCACCUGGUAAAGCUGUUGGACUCACCUGCUCAGAUCCUGUCAGGUUGGUGGGAGGAGCCAGUCGCUGUGCAGGUACACUGGAGGUGAAACAGGGAGAGUGGACACCAGUGAGUUCCUCUGACUGGACCCUGAAGGAAGCAGCUAUAAUAUGCAGAUAUUUGGACUGUGGCUCUGCUGUUUCAACAGGAAGCAGAUAUCAAGACUCAGAUAGAGCUCUAUGGUUGAUCAACUUUGACUGUCUUCAGUCUGGAUCUGCAGUAAGGGACUGUGUAUCAUUAUCAGGUUCCUCUUCCUCCAUUGUGGAGAUCACCUGCUCAGACUCUGUCAGGCUGGUGAAUGGGACUAGUCUGUGUUCAGGCAGACUGGAGGUGAAGUCUGAGCAGUCGUGGUCCUCAGUGUGUGAAGCUGACUUUGACCAGCAGGAUGCAGAGGUGGUCUGUAGGGAGCUUGGCUGUGAGGCUCCUUCAGUCCUCCAGGGGGCGCUCUAUAGAGAAGUGGAGGCUCCAAUGUGGACCAAAGAGUUCCAGUGUGGAGGCAAUGAGUCUGCUCUCCUGGACUGUAGAAGAUCAGACUCAGCUAGAAGAACCUGCUCACCUGGUAAAGCUGUUGGACUCACCUGCUCAGAUCCUGUCAGGUUGGUGGGAGGAGCCAGUCGCUGUGCAGGUACACUGGAGGUGAAACAGGGAGAGUGGACACCAGAAGCAGAUAUCAAGACUCAGAUAGAUCUCUAUGGUCGAUCAACUUUGACUGUCUUCAGUCUGGAUCUGCAGUAA